This is a messenger RNA of Dibothriocephalus latus, 289 nucleotides long. NCBI's taxonomy places the organism in Eukaryota, Metazoa, Platyhelminthes, Cestoda, Diphyllobothriidea, Diphyllobothriidae. The record is from the annotation of a GenBank genome assembly.
GCCUCCACCCGGAGACCGUUAUCUGCAACAGCUCCGUCAGAGGCCCUUAAGCAUGCUGAUCCAGUUCAUCUACCCAAGGACUUUUUUGUUGAUCCCUCUGAGACGGGAGGUGGCAAGACUGCAAAGAAACGCCUGGCAUCAUCUGAGUGUGGAAAUCUGCUCCUGUGUGCACCACCGUCAUUGGUCCCGGAAAUCGUUCCGCGAGUUGGCCUGCCCCCUGCCAAAAAUCUGCGACUUCCUCCGGCCUCGCCACCUAAAGACCAUGGUGAGUUUUCCCACUUCCCCCUAA